AUGAUAAAAAACGCGAAAAUCAGUCGAAUGAUAUCCAUUGUUUGUUCCACUCUUACCUACUUCAUGCUACUCGCUUUUAUAUCGCUACAAAUUUGGAGUAACAUGCAAAACGCGUCAGAAGUCGAUCUAGGAGGGCUCCUUCAUCCAGCCACGUUCCCUUACGACACGAAUAAGAGUCCAAAUUUCGAGAUCACAUGGCUGGGACAAUUUAUGGGCACAGUACUAACUGCAAUAUGCUAUUCCUGCUUCGACACGUUCCUUGCGGUUCUCGUGUUACACUUGUGCGGUCAAUUAACUGUUCUUCGGGUGGCUCUCGAGGAUCUAGCGAACUCGACAAAGAGUAAUAAUUACACAACAUUCCACGAGCGACUGGGACUCAUUGUGAACAGGCAUAAUCAGUUGUUUAGGUUCGCUGUGAUCGUGGAAGAUUGUUUCAAUCUCAUGUUACUUGUUCAAACUAUAAUCUGUACUACGAUGUUCUGCCUCACUGGAUAUCGCAUGAUAACUUCCGUAGAUCAGGAACAAGCAGAAGUACCAAUUGUUGGAAUGAUAUUCUUUAUCAUACACGUAAUUUAUACUAUGCUGCACCUUUUCAUUUAUUGCUACGUGGGAGAAAUGCUUCUUGGACAAAGUACUGGUAUCAGUGAAUCAGUAUACGAUUGCAAUUGGUACGAUUUACCACCGAAAAACGCAGUUUCAUUAAUUAUAGUAAUAUGUCGUGCAAGAGUAUCGUUUCAAAUAACAGCUGGGAAAUUCAGCCCCUUUUCUCUUGAACUUUUCAACGCUUAGCUUUAGGAUGGAAUCGUAGGAACAUGGAAUUCAUUGGCAUUUGGCCGGAACCGGCUAGAACCGACGAACGAUUGCCAAACUUUAAAGUUCUAUUUUUCGUGUCUAUAAUAUUUCUAUUUGGAAUCUUACCGGAGAAUGUGAAUCUAUAUUUCAUAUCGGGGAAUCUUGAUCUAGUGAUGGAAAAUCUAACGAUGGCUAAUUUACCUGCUUUGAAACCCGUCAUCAAAUGUUUCUAUGAUGACUGGUACAGGGUAAAAACAGAUGAGGAAGAAGCACUGAUGUUGAAGAUGGCUAAACCCGCCAAAUUUAUUUCUGUGUUGUGUUCGAUGUUAAGCUUAUCGAUGCUCGUUGCGUACCAAAUCCUUCGAAUACUUGCCAUCUCUUUGACUGAUAAAGCAAGUGUACAUCAGGAUCGCUUGAUCAUAUAUCCUGCAUAUUUUCCUUUUGAUAUUCGACCAACAUCAAGAUUGUUAAUAAUCAAUUUUGCUCAACUGAUAGCAGGAUAUUCAGACACUCUUGCUUAUAGCACGGUCGACACUUUCAUUGCCAUGUUGAUCAUGCAUAUUUGCGGACAAUUUGCGAUUUUAAAGAAGAAAUUAUUAAGGUUGAUGGACAAUGACAGACAGAGUAAAAGCAUCGAUGAGUUUCAAAAGGAGCUGGCUUUGAUUAUCAACAAACACGAGCAACUGAACGGACUCGCGGCAAAGAUCGAAGAAUGCUUUAAUAUGCUCUUAUUGCUUCAACUGUUGUUCUGCACCAUCGAAAUUUGUCUCCAAGGUUUUAUACUUUUCAAUGUGAUACUUCAAAACGAAAAUGGAAUCUUCCAAUUUCAAAUGGUUCACUUCAUCAUCUUCGUCAGCUUCGUGCUCGUGCAUAUAUAUCUCUAUUGUUAUAUAGGCGAGACGCUCCUCGUUCAAAACCAAGAAUUGAGCGACUGCGCAUAUGAAUCGAACUGGUAUAACGUCUCACCUUCUGAAGCCAGGUGUCUUCUAUUCAUCAUGAACAGAUCCAUUCGUCCACUCUGUUUGACAGCAGGAAAAUUUAGCACUUUUUCGAUGGAAAUGUUCAGAUUGAAAAUAGCUUUAGGAUGGAAUCGCUGGGGUAUGGAAUUAAUUGGUAUCUGGCCGGAGCCAAGUAGAACCAACGAGCGAUUGGCAAAUUUUAAAGCACUACUUUGUUUGUCCAUUGUAUUUAUGUUUGGUGUUGGACCGCAGAGUGCGAAUCUAUUUUUCAUAAAGGAAAAUCUUGAGUUGGUUACAGAAAAUUUAUCGACAGCUAAUAUACCUGGCAUGAACCUCAUCGUGAAGUCUUUCUACGACGACUGGCACGAUGCAAAAACGAAAGAGGAAAAAGAGGAGAUGCUGAAAAUGGCUAAACCUGCCAAAUUAAUAUCUGUGUGGUGUUCGUCAUUAAGCCUCGCUAUGACAACUCUAUAUCUAGGUCUUCGAGCGGUUACUGUUUAUCUAACUGAUAAAGCAAACGUAAACCAGGAUCGUUUGAGCUUGUAUCCCGGAUAUUUCCCUUUCGACGUUCGACCAGCAUCGACAUUGAUAAUGGUCAAUUUCGCUCAAGUGAUCGUGGCAUACUCAGGAGCUAUUUGUUACACUACGCUCGAUACCUUUAUUACGAUGUUGAUCAUGCACAUAUGUGGACAAUUCGCGAUUCUAAGAAAGAAAUUAUUAAGGUUAAUGGGCGACAAAAGAGAAAGUAGAAGCGUGAAUGAGUUUCAAAAGGAACUCUCCUUAAUUGUCACCAGGCACGAGAAACUGAACGGGCUAGCAGGGAAGAUCGAAGAGUGCUUCAGCAUGCUGUUGUUACUUCAAAUAUUGCUCUGCACAAUUGAAAUCUGUUUCCAAGGUUUUCUGUUUCUCGAUGUAUUACUUAAAAACGAAAACGGGAUCUUCAACUUCCAAUUGGUUUUCUUCGUCCUCUUCGUCUGCUUCAUCCUCGUUCACGUAUAUCUCUACUGUUACAUAGGCGAGAUGCUUUUCGUUCAAGGUAAGGAAAUGAGUGAUUGCGCGUACAAGUCGAAUUGGUACAACGUUUCACCCUCGGAAGCCAGAUGUCUUCUAUUCAUCAUGAACAGAUCCACUCGCCCACUCUGUUUGACUGCAGGCAAAUUUAAUACUUUUUCCAUGCAGAUGUUCAGUACCAACGUGAGAUUUUUCAAAGAAAUAUUUUACAAACUUUCAGGAUUGGGAGUAGCUAUAGGAUGGAAUCGUUGGGGCAUGGAAUUAAUUGGCAUCUGGCCGGAACCGCGCACGACCGGCGAACGUCUGUCAAAGUUUAAAAUUCUACUUUAUUUGUCCAUUGUAUUUAUGUUUGGAGUUGGGCCGCAGAGUGUGAAUCUAUUUUUCAUAUGGGGAGAUCUCGAGCUCGUGACAGAAAAUCUGUCGAUGGCUAAUAUACCUUAUAUAACCGCGAUGAUGAAGUCGAUCUACAUCUGGUAUUACAAGGAAUGUACAUUAAUAUUCUACAUAAUAUCAAAAUUGGUUAUAUUUCAAGCUUUCAAGUCCAUCAUGAAGUCCUUUUACGACGACUGGCACAGUGUAAAAACGGAGGAGGAAAAGGCAACGAUGCUGAAGAUGGCCAAACUUGCGAAAUUCAUUUCUAUACUGUGCUCGUCAUCAUCUCUCGCGAUGAUCACUGCAUUUCUAACCUUUCGAGUAGUGACUGUCUAUCUGGCCGACAGAGUAAACGAAAAUCAGGAUCGUUUGAGCCUCUAUCCCGGAUAUUUUCCUUUCGACGUUCGGCCAGCACCGACGUUGAUAAUGGUCAACUUUGCUCAAGUGAUCGCGGCCUAUUCAGCCACUAUUUGUUACACUACGGUCGAUGCCUUCAUCGCGAUGUUGAUCACGCACAUGUGCGGACAGUUUACAAUUUUGAAGAUGAAAUUAUUAAGAUUGAUGGGCGACGACAAACGGUGUAGAAGUAUAGAUGAGUUUCAAAGGGAGCUGACUUUGAUUGUUACCAAGCACGAUCAUCUGAACGGACUUGCUGCAAAGAUCGAAGCGUGCUUCAACAUAUUGUUGUUGCUUCAAUUAUUGCUCUGCACCAUCGAAAUCUGUUUCCAAGGUUUUCUAUUUAUCAACGUAAGUUCCCCUUGCUGUACUUCUAAUAUUUCAUGA
Molecule: messenger RNA, 3917 nt
Organism: Heterotrigona itama
Lineage: Eukaryota; Metazoa; Arthropoda; Insecta; Hymenoptera; Apidae
Source: the annotation of a GenBank genome assembly